UGCAAACUCACGAGCGCGGGGUAUCACGGGUAAUCAAAAUGGCACGUUGUUGAACAAGAAGAAUGGCCGAAAAUCAGCAGAAUACGCGAUAUGGAGUUCUUUCCCCAAAGUUCGGUGGUGGACCUCAUGGGAUCGGGGAUCCCAAUGACAAGUUUCUCAGGAAAGUGGAAAUGGAAGUUCUGAUUCCUAAAAAAAUGAGAGACAGAGCCAGAGAGGAAAAAUGCGUCGAAGAAGUCAAAAAUUUCACAGAAUGCUGUAAGGAGAGUAGUGUUUUCAUGGUAUUUAAAUGUAGAAAAGAGAACACUGCUCUUAAAGGAUGUCUCGAGCGGUGGUACACUGAUGAAAACUUCAAGGAGGAAUGUAAAGAACAAUAUUUACAAGAGAGAAGCGAAUACAGAAGAACUGGAAUACCACAAAAGAAAAGGAAAUCUACACGAUAUCAAUCAUCUCAUUAGUAAGCAAAUUUUAAUUGUUCCUUUUCAUUAGCAUUUCAUAAAGGAUAAAAUAAACGCUCAUUUACUUUUGUGCAUAGACUUCAGCAACAGUGCAUUUCUUUAUAAUUUCAACCAGUAUAUAUAGUUGUGAGUUUAUUGGUAAACAAGAAUCUUAUAUCCAUUGUAAUGUACAUAUGUAUUAGAAAGACGAAAAAUGAUAUCAAUAAACAGGUGUUGAAAUGUA
Cephus cinctus (wheat stem sawfly) is the source of this 678-nucleotide messenger RNA. RefSeq names its product COX assembly mitochondrial protein homolog. The transcript is spliced from 3 exons. Gene Ontology annotation, cellular component: mitochondrion. The coding region runs from base 63 to 455 and encodes 130 amino acids. The record is from RefSeq and is a predicted model, not a curated record. NCBI's taxonomy places the organism in Eukaryota, Metazoa, Arthropoda, Insecta, Hymenoptera, Cephidae.